Cornus florida is the source of this 393-nucleotide messenger RNA. RefSeq lists its product as uncharacterized. The coding region runs from base 1 to 393 and encodes 130 amino acids. The record is from RefSeq and is a predicted model, not a curated record. The transcript has a single exon. Lineage: Eukaryota; Viridiplantae; Streptophyta; Magnoliopsida; Cornales; Cornaceae.
AUGAAGAGAAUGAUAGGCAGCGUGAAUGCUCUACACCAACAGAGCGCAUCGGUUCAUAUAAAAUUUGCUAGAACAGACCUGCUAAGAGUACAGGUCCCACAUGAAGAUCCUCUGGUCAUCAGCUUAACAGUGGCAGAAUACUUGGUGCACAGAGUUCUGAUCAAUCCAGGGAGUAAUGCGAACAUCAUGCCAAGAAUUAUGUUUGAUCGGCUCGAGAUCAUGCCCGUCAAGCUCAAAUCCACCAGAAAUCCAUUGCUGGGGUUCGAUGGGAAGCGAGUAGAGCCCAUUGGUAUGGUAGAAUUGUCAGUACAAGCUGCUAAAAGAGUUCUGACAGAGAGCUUUAUAGUCAUUGAGAUCCAUCUGUCUUACAAUCUCUUGAUGAAAAGAGGGUAG